AACAUCGACAGUGGCCAAAAAGCAUCGAUGUUUCUCCAUCUCUAGGAACUAGAACCAAAAUAGUGAGUCAUUUUUAGAGAAAGAAAAUUUAUAAACAAAAAAAUAGGAUACUUUAAGUUUAAAAAUACCGUAGAACAAUGGCUACUGCGAAAGCCUUAUCAUUUGUGCAUUCUGUACAUGCAUGGGACUCACCUUCCUAAUCCUGGCCUGCGCUGUACCAACGCCGAAAAUCUUCUACCCUUUCUUUGUGCUGCUCUUCUACGCACUGGCUGCCAUUCCGGUCUUUGUGGCUAAGCGGACCACUCCCGGCUCGGAGACCAACCCGAAGGUGGAGUUCGCCCAUUUCCUUACCACGGGAAUGGUGAUCAGCGCUUUUGCCCUGCCCAUUGUCCUGGCCCACGCUGCGGUGAUUACUUGGACUGCUUGCAUUCUAACAAUAUUCAGCAAUAUUAUAAACUUCAGCACCAUGUUAGGCUACGCCAUGCGGGAGGACGGGGAGCACUAUGGAAGCAUGUUCUAGGAAGUAUUUGAAGGCCCAGUACUCAAAGCAGCAGUCAUACUCUGGAAGACCUCUCCGCCCAUUCCUGCUGCCUUGAUUACUGCGCAGAUUUGCUCGUAAUCAGCCACAAUCUCAUCUAAUCAACUGUAAUCAGAUAACUUAAAUGCAAAAUAAACAGACAUUAGUAGUAAACAGA
Drosophila ananassae is the source of this 695-nucleotide messenger RNA. Its product is annotated as leptin receptor gene-related protein. The transcript is spliced from 3 exons. Bases 182 to 520 code for a protein of 112 amino acids. The record is from RefSeq and is a predicted model, not a curated record. Lineage: Eukaryota; Metazoa; Arthropoda; Insecta; Diptera; Drosophilidae. Gene Ontology annotation, cellular component: endosome. Gene Ontology annotation, biological process: late endosome to vacuole transport via multivesicular body sorting pathway.